UUGGGUUUCAGUGGGGUCACACGUGACAACAUACAUGCCUGCAUGCCACAACACGGCACAACGCUGCGCCAGGAGACGCGGGGACCCCCAGAAACCCCCACAAAGCCCCAUAGUGGCACCCAGGAGCCAACGCGUGACUCCCACACGCGAUGACAUGCGAUCACAUGUGACGACACGCGUGACUACACGCCGCCGCGUGCAUGUGUAGCCCACAUGUGCUGUGCCAGAUUACAUGGGGACCCCCAGAAACCCCCACAAAGCCCCAUAGUGGCACCCAGGAGCCAACGCGUCGCCUCAACACGCGAUAACACGCGAUGACACGUGACGACAUACAUGACUACACGCCGCCGCGUGCGUGCGUAGCCCACAUGUGCUGUGCCAGAUUACAUGGGGACCCCCAGAAACCCCCACAAAGCCCCAUAGUGGCACCCAGGAGCCAACGCGUGACUCCCACACGCGAUGACACGCGAUCACAUGUGACGACACGCGUGACAACACGCCGCAACCCCGCACCAGAACACACGAGAAGCCCCGCAAACACCCGCCAAAGCCCCACAGUGGCACCGAGAAGCCAAUGCGCGGCUCCAACACGCAAGAACACGCAACCACACGUGACGACAUACAUGCCAACACGCCCCAACGCGUGACCAGGCGCCGUGAUACCGCAUCACAACACGCGACAGCACCCGCAGACGCCCACCACAGCCCCGUGGGCGCACCCGGGAGCCAACACGCCACCCCGACACGCGACAACACGCCCUAACAUGCGACCGCACGCGUGUUCCCUGCAGGUGAUCGCGUUUUCGCGCCGCCGUUACCGGAUCUUCGGUGAAACCUUGGACAUUGCAGUGGGGAACUGCUUGGAUCGCGUGGCUCGGCUCCUCCAGAUCUCCAACGAUCCCAGCCCCGGUUACAACGUGGAGCAGAUGGCCAAAAGGGGAACACGGCUGCUGGAGCUGCCCUACGUGGUGAAGGGGAUGGACGUGUCCUUCUCGGGGCUGCUCUCACACAUCGAGGUGAGCGCCGGCCCUUUAAGAGCCGCCCGGACCCCAUAAGGACCCCCUGACCCC
Messenger RNA from Meleagris gallopavo (turkey), 1070 nucleotides. The record is from RefSeq and is a predicted model, not a curated record. Lineage: Eukaryota; Metazoa; Chordata; Aves; Galliformes; Phasianidae.